GCUCUCUGUCAUGUGGCCGCCGGGCUCCUCCAAUCAACGGCCCCGGAGCGCUCGGGCCGUCAAUUCAAACAGUUAGACCACGACGGUUAGCAAGUGUCAUCCUGCUGGGUGGUCGCUCCCCUCCCCCAGCACCCGCCAUCUCCGGCCUGCGUUCGGAGCCGCGGCGAGCAGCAUGGAGAGCCGGCUGGUGACAGCGGGGCCCUACCGCGCCACAAAGCUGUGGAAUGAAGUUACUAAAUACUUUCGAGCAGGGAUGCCACUGCGGAAGCACAGGCAACGUUUCAGAAAAUACGGGAAUUGUUUUAGUGCCGUGGAAGCCGUGGACUGGCUCCAGGAACUGCUUAGGAGCAACAGGAAUUUUGGUCCCGAAGUUACUAGGCAACAAACCGUUCAAUUACUAAGAAAGUUUCUCAAGAAUCAUGUAAUUGAGGACAUAAAAGGAAGAUGGGGAUCAGAAAAUCUAGAUGACAACAACAACCUAUUCAGAUUCCCUUCAACCUCUCCAGUUAAAACUUUGUCAAGAAGGUCCCUGUUGAAAGAGGAUACAGAAAAUAUUCCAAAAGAGGAAGAAAGGCUCUUUAAACUACCACAUUUCUCCAGAAGGACUCCUAAAAAAUAUGAAUUACUUGAUACUCUGGAGAACAUAGAAAACACAAAAAGUGAAAUAAUGGAAGAGGACAAGGAAAACUUACACAGGAAGAAAAUAAGUCAAGAGGAUAUAGAAGAAAUUUGGCGAAACAUAAUUUUGAUACACUUGCAAACCAUUUUAGGUCUACCAUCUUUGGAAGAAGUCUUGCACUCAGCACAAGUAAUUCCUCAAUAUGUCAUGUACAACAUGACUAACACAAGUAAACAUGGUGUUGUUGUUCUGCAAAACAAAUCAGAAGACCUCCCUCAUUGGGUAUUGUCAGCUAUGAAGUGCCUUGCAUACUGGCCUAGAAGUAAUGACAUGAGCCAACCAACUUACGUUGGUUUUGAACGGGAUGUGUUCAGAACAGUUGCUGAUUACUUUCUCAAUCUACCUGAACCAUUGCUUACUUUUGAAUACUAUGAACUGUUUGUGAACAUUCUUGUUGUGUGUGGCUACAUCACAAUUCCAUAUAGACCCAGUGGAAAAUACUGUAUCCAAGAUGAGGCGUGUGACCCACAGCCUUCAAAAACUCUGCACUUGAACUCUUUCAAGUCAACUGAAUGUCUUCUACUAAGUUUACUUCGAAAAGAGACUGAAAAACAAGAGGAAGAAUCUGAGCCUUCUGGAAAUAUUUCCCAAAAUGAACAUACUCUUCAAAAAGGAUGUGCUAAAAAAUUACAGCACUACAACUUUGCGUGUAAACAAGCCAGUGCUCAUGACUUAAGAGGAGAAAGCUGUCAAAAUCUGUCAGGUUUAAAGAAUGAACAGGCCCAGCCUCUCAAACUUAGGGCAAGGUGCUAUUCUUUGGAACGAAUUGCAGCUACUACCUCAAGUUUUUGUAGUGAAGUGGGAUCAAACUCCCUCUAUCAAUCUGACAUUAACAUAAAGUCAGGCAAAAAUAAGGAAAACCCACUACUACACUCUGGGUACAAAGCAGAAUCGCUGUUGAAUAUUGGAUCAAAUAGCACUGGGCAGAAACAACCGUGUGGUUCCAGGAGAGUGUCUGCGUCAACAGUUCACGAUCAAGAGCUAUGUAAUGGGAAUCACAAAUCUAAGCAACUCUGCAGGUCUCAGAGUUUACUUGGAAGCAGUAAGUCCAGAAAUUGCAGUGGCAUCAAUACACCUGUUGCUGAAAUCACAGUAAAACCAUAUCCAAUAGUUCAUCUUGGACAAAGGAAAUCAAGUACUACCAGUGUGAUUACUAUAGUAGAAAAUGAGCCUAUGGAUUCUGAUAUCACAGUCAAUAAACGACUCUGCAAAAGUGUAGUAGAACUUUCAGAAAACUCUUUCAUUCCAGCUUCCUUUAUAUUGACUGGCACGCAAAAUCUUCUCCGGCCUCAUUUAGAAAGGGUUGCCAUUGAAGCACUACAGAUAUGCUGUUUGUUGCUUCCUCCACCAAAUCGUAGAAAGCUUCAACUCCUAAUGCGUAUGAUCUCUCGAAUCAGCCAAAAUGUUGAUAUGCCUCGACUUCAUGAUGCAAUGGGCACAAGGUCUCUGAUGAUAGAGACUUUUUCUCGAUGUGUGUUAUGCUGUGCGGAAGAAGUGGACCUUGAUGAGCUACUUGCCACAAGAUUAGUUUCAUUUCUAAUGGAUCAUCAGCAGGACAUUUUUCAAGUUCCAGCUUACCUACAGGUUGCAGUGCAAGAUCAUAUAGAAUCUCUAAAGAACGCUCAGUUCCAACAUCCAGGGGAAGACAUCAGUGCUAUUUUGCCAACUUAUUCAUAUUGUAAGCGGAUAACUCCUCAGGAGUUUGAUGAACAAAAAGUUUCUACCUCUCAAGCUGCAGUUGCAGAACUCUUGGAGAACAUUAUCCGGGACAAAAGCUUGUCUCUGAGAGACAAAAAGAAAAAGCUAAAACGGUUUCAGAAGGAAUAUCCACUGAUCUACCAGAACAGAUUUCCAACUACAGAAAGUGAAGCAAUAUUAUUUGAAAACAAACCAACAAUUAAGCAACCAAUGCUUAGCCUGAAAAAACCAAAGUUUCGUAGCCUAAGAUACUAAUUCAACUAUACCUCUUGAAUUUAUUUAUCUGGUUGGUAUAUGCAUAGUCUAGUGAAGGAAACUUACUAUGAAAAUCUGAUAUUUACUUUGUGGAGGGGGAGAGAGAUGUGCACAUGCACACUUUUUAUGUUAAAAGGUGCCAAAGUAUCUUUGUUCUGGAGAUCAUUUUUCACUUAUCAAAUCUUGAAAUGAGAUAAAUAUUUAAUGUUUACAAGUUACCCAACACAUGCAAACAAAUACUGAGUUGUAUGUGUUGAACCUCAGAAGUAAAAAGAAAUGUGAAAAGAAACAUGAAGUUAUUAGUAACCAAAAAAUGUCUGUGUGAUAUUACUAGAGUCUGGGAAACUAAUAGUAUGCAUAUUGUUGUAACUUUUGUGUUAAAUCUGUUUUGAAAAUGAUGCUAUUUAAAUUGUAGUUUUGGUUUUUAAUAAUUUCUUGUGUACUGUAUAAAUGCUCUGGUUGGCUACUCCGUAUAGUGUGUACUUGCAAAAAAAGAUUACCUUUUUGGAUUGAAAAAGGUGACAUCCGGGCCUCACUGGCUUCAGUAGGGCUAGAAAUUCACCCUAGGUUACGGAUUAAUCUGUUUAUCCAACUUCAAACUCAUAUAUACUUUUCAUUUUGCACUCAUUUGUAAAUCAUUAAAAUCAUUUUAACUUUUUAAUAUAUUUAUACAUGUUAAAACUAUUAUACUUGGUUUUAUAUAUAUUUCUAAUUUUUGAUGGAAAGCUGGUCUCAAAUACAUGGAUAACUGACCUGAAACACUGCUUGAACAAAAUAAGGAAGAGGGGAGGAUGAUAUAUACCUACACUGAACCAAAUUGGCAUAUAGGUAUUGUAUAUUAGGCCUCAGUGUUUUAUUUAUAACACUGCUGAGCUGGCUUUUACAAGACUUUUGGAAAAUGUCUGUAUUGUUCCCUUUCUUAAACAUCAUGGGUGAUAUGGCCCUAAUGAAGGCAAUGGGAGUUUUCCUGUUGACUUGAUGGCUAGGAUGUCAUCCCUUGUCUUCAGCAGGAUUUUAAAUCUCUGUGCAAUAAAUUUCACAUCUUGAAAGUAGGUUUUUUUUUCCCCAGGUAUUUCCAUACACUAUGCUAACAUUUGUGUACUAUUUUUGUUGUUGUUGCCAGGGUUUUUUGUGGGUGGGUUUGAUUUUUGUCUUUUAAAUUCAGGACAACAUGUGCAUAUGCAGGGAGCUUUUGUUGGGGGGUGGGUUUGUUUUAUCCAUUCAGUUUUAUGGGUCACUUAUUUGUCCAUUCCUUAAGCACUUUUAUGUAUUGUUAAAGGUAUAAAUUAGAUGUAAAUGGUCACUGCUAGUUAUGCUGGUGAUUUAAUGUAGUUAAAUCACAGUUUAUUUAUCUAUCUAAUGCAAAAGCCUUGUCAUAAUGUUAAACUCUUUUGCACGUUGUACAUGCAUGUUAAGCCAUACUGAAACUAAACUUUGAUUGUAGGGAGUACGUGUUUUUGUGUGUGUAGUUUUUAAACUCUGGAUUUGUAGAUAAUCUUUUUGGAUGAGUCCUGGGCCUAUUGUAGUCAAUGGGAGUUGUACCACUAAUUUCACCCUUUAACAAUCCAGAUCCAGCCCCUAAAUUCAAACAUGUGGAACUGUAUACAUGUGAGUAGCCCUACAAGGGGAUUACUCUUUGUAAGUGUUUGUAGAAUUGGGCUCCAGCUUGUACAUAAAGUAGCUGCAUUACAGCUGUAAAACAACAA
This is a messenger RNA of Caretta caretta (loggerhead turtle), 4338 nucleotides long. RefSeq names its product DEP domain containing 1 (gene DEPDC1). Gene Ontology annotation, cellular component: transcription repressor complex; nucleus. Gene Ontology annotation, biological process: intracellular signal transduction. Lineage: Eukaryota; Metazoa; Chordata; Testudines; Cheloniidae. The record is from RefSeq and is a predicted model, not a curated record.